UCAGAUCAUCUACUACACACACAUCGAGUAUACACAAGCAACUCUGUAAGAUCUGACGUUCUUGGUGUGUGGUUGAACACAUUAGCUGAAGAAAAUUUAUUGAUAGAAAUAACUUUUGAAAAAAUCCAUUUUAUUCUUUAUCAUUGGUCCACGAUGUGGAAAGAACUUAUAACGUUUACAACAUCUUCACAUCCCAUGAAAACCUUUAUUCUUCUGUUGAUGAUAUGGGAAGUCACGGGUUUCUUGGAUUUUGACGAAGACAAACGCCAAGUCGUAAUUCCUUAUCCUCGUGUUGGACGAUCUUUCUGGAACUGGUCGGAAGACAAACGUCAAGGUUUGAUUCCCUUUCCUCGAAUUGGACGAACUUCCCGGAACAUGACAGAAGACAAACAAAGAGUUCUGGUUCCGUUUCCUCAAGUGGAUCACUCUGAAGAGAAAGAUUUGCAACUAGCUCUUAUUCCACGUCAAGUUAUUCCUUCACCACGAUUCGGUCGAUCAUUUACUUCUGGUAUUGGACGCCACGUUUUGGUUUGGCCCGACUCAUUGCUUGUUCAGCAGGAUGGAGACAAACGAUCAUUCUUUACUCCACGCAUCAGUAGAAUUCUGUUCAUACCCCGACUUGAUAAAACAGACAGCGACAGUGACAGUAAUAUACUAUACACAGGGUAUUAAAUAAUAAUUAUUACAAUAAGACACGAAGUUCAAACGACCUCGUUAACGAUGAAUAGCCAUCUGAGGCUUGAAAUAUGUACUUACCUUUUAUAAAUAUGCUCCAAAAAUAUACCAUAUUGAAAAUACUUAAGUUAGUUAUUGUGUGUAAAUGUAUAAUAUUGUGUUGCUCUAAUAAAUGAACUGCAAGUUA
Molecule: messenger RNA, 862 nt
Organism: Limulus polyphemus (Atlantic horseshoe crab)
Lineage: Eukaryota; Metazoa; Arthropoda; Merostomata; Xiphosura; Limulidae
Exons: 2
Coding region: 154-672 (172 amino acids)
Source: RefSeq, a predicted model, not a curated record